This is a messenger RNA of Paramecium octaurelia, 1498 nucleotides long. NCBI's taxonomy places the organism in Eukaryota, Ciliophora, Oligohymenophorea, Peniculida, Parameciidae. The record is from the annotation of a GenBank genome assembly.
AUGUUACAAUAGAAAAGAAAGAAAUUAAGAAUAACCAAGAAUUUAGAGCCACUGAUAUAAGAAUUAAAAGAAUUUAGAGCAGACGUAUAUUUAAUUUUCUAUCUAGUAACCAGAAACAUAAUUAACAUAUGAAGAAUUAGAAAACUUUUUGCAAACCUUUAAUAAAUUGACAAGUUCUUAAGUUAUUGAAUGUAAUCUGAAAGAUUUAGAUCUUUAGAUUAGAGACAUAAAAUUAAAAAUUCAUUAUGAAGAGGACACAUUAUUUGCAUUAAAUAAACAAAUACAUUAAAAUUUUAGAAGGGGUUUGGCUUAUGUAAACUAUGGGUAAGGGUGGAAAUUAUUAAGAAAAGGGUAAAAAAAGUUCUUUGAUUUAUACUUUGAAGAUAUUUAAGGAAAAGGUGGUGAUUUUUGUAACAAGAUUAAUUAUUACAAUAUUGGCAGAGCUUAAGAGUUAGCUUCGCAAAAUAAAUAAUUAAAAAUCUAUGUUUCAGAAAAAGCAAAUGGAGAAAAUUGUUAGAUCUCAUAUUGCAAGGAUAUCGAUGGUUGGAGCAUCUCAUCAAAGAACAAAACUCUUGUAAUUAGAAAUGAAAAUGAUCUGGAGGCUUAAUGUUAUUAGAAGUAUUCAUAUCAAGUGGCAUUAAUGAUUGCAAAAUAAUGGUUCAAAGAUUUAAAAUAGUUAAAUUAACCAAUAGAAGGAUUAAAAAAUAUAUUGUAGGAUCAUACAUUUAUUGGGGAAUUUUGUGGCCAUUCUUAACUUUAACACUUAAUCAGAUAUGAUGAAGUCUAAAUUAGAUUUUUCUCUAUUGUGAAAAAAAAUGGAAUUGAAACAUGUUUAUCACCUAAGUUUUCGUAGUAAAUCUUUGAUAAUUUUCAAUUAAAGACAGUAAAAUUUAGAGAAAUCGUUGCUAAUGGAAUUGAGGAAUUAAAAAUGAAAAUGCUUCAAUUGUCAAACGAAAUAUCUUAAAUGAGUUUAAAGGAGAUGGGGGAAGGAUCAGUAUUAUAUUUUUGCAACGCAGAGAAUGAUGAAUGUUUAUCCUUAGCAAAAUUAAAAACAAUUGAAUGUAUUUAUUAUCUUAAUAAAAAGAUCGAAUUAUUAGAAAAAUAAGAGAAAAAUUGAAGUCGUUGGUUUAUAAGAAAAUUGACAAUAAGGCUUGUUUGAAAAAGUUUAUCUCUGAGUGCUAAAAGUUUCCUUACUUCAAUGAUCCAGAAUUCUAAUAAGCCUAUUACAUAGAAUUAUGCACUAAAUUGUUGAGUUUUGGUUAAUUGUAAUUAUUUAAUCAUAUUGUAGUUUAAUCAAAGAAUUAAAGGAUGAAAAGAUUUACAAAAAUGUAUUCAAUAAAAUUAAAUAAAGCUUUUUGGAUUUUCUAGAUCUGAUUAAAUAAAAUGCUCCUUUUGAUGUUAUACUCAAUCAUUUUGUAAACCUGAAAUAAUUCGAUGUUGAAGAACUUCAAGAAAUUGAUAAUGAUGACGAUGAUUUAGAAUGAUGUUUAUGUGAUGC